AGGCAACGCCCACCAGUUUGCCACCCACCCAGCAUCUCAUCACGCCAUUGCCGACCAUUGAGCCAGAGACAGAACAGAACAGCGGCGCCGCCAAUUCUCCCCUCGCCACCGCUCCAACAAUGGAGUCUUGCCGCUCCAGGAAGCAUCUCCUUGCCUUAAUCCUUGCCGUCGCCCUUCUCCUAAUCCUGCAGCCGGCGUCUGCGGUGCCCACGUCAAGAAGCUUGCACUUGACGAGGAACCUGCAGCUGCACCCGCCGUCUCUGCAACUUUCUCCUCAGGAGAUGAGCCUGGGCAGGGCGGCGGCGAGGAUGGACGUGGAGGUGGUGAACGACUACCCCGGGUCCGGCGCCAACAACCGCCAUGACCCUCCAAAGGGUCCCUGAAGCAGCUGAACCAACCUGGAAUUUCUUGCUAGCAGCUAGUUUUACCCCUUUAGCAGGCUAAUAACUGCUAAAGAAACAAAAGUGAUGCUUCGUUCCGGUGUCUUCUGUAGUUGUGUUGGAUGGAUCAAUACCUGUCAGCAAGUCUCCAUGUAAAUGGUGUUACGGAUGUCAAUACAGUUUCAGACCGAACCCUUCUUCUCUUGUCA
Molecule: messenger RNA, 589 nt
Organism: Brachypodium distachyon (stiff brome)
Lineage: Eukaryota; Viridiplantae; Streptophyta; Magnoliopsida; Poales; Poaceae
Exons: 3
Coding region: 120-383 (87 amino acids)
Source: RefSeq, a predicted model, not a curated record